Messenger RNA from Cotesia congregata, 2318 nucleotides. The record is from the annotation of a GenBank genome assembly. Lineage: Eukaryota; Metazoa; Arthropoda; Insecta; Hymenoptera; Braconidae.
AUUUAUUAUUACUUUAUUUUUUUAUUAUUCUUCCUCUUCGUCUUUGUCACACACUCACUUACUUUGCAAUCUUUUAACUCACUCAGUUUACCAAUCUCUCGAGCAGAGCCCAGAGGAUCGUCAAGAGAAGUGGUGUGGGCAUUCGCACACCACCACUUGGGUAGUGUAAGAUAAUAAAAAUCCCAAGUCAGAGUAUCCUCGAUAUCUUCGCGAGAGGAGACUACGAGUAGCAUCAGUCUUCGGUGGUCUAGUCUUGACAAGUGAUACUAACACACCUUCUAUUUCUUCUCAAGUGUAAUCGGGAAGUAUCCUAAAAAUUAACCAAAAAGCCUGUUAUUUAUUGCGAUAUUUUAAACAAAUAAAUUAAAAAGUUAAGAAAGAGUGAUUAUUGAUUAAUCAUCUUACUGUUAAUUUGAUUGUCACGUGCCGAGUGAUAACGAAUUUCGUUUCCUUCGAAGAGAGUUUCGAGAAAUAAAAAACGUUAUACAGCAUUGGUAAUCACUGCGGUUAGUUUCAUCAUUAAUUAAUUUUUUUUUGUUGAUAUGGUAGCUAUGAGUAUGAGUACAUUUGUACCUUUUACGGGUUCUUGGGUAACAUUUAUUUUAUUGUUGAGUUUACUAGUUGUGGUUUUGUCGUUAUUUAUAAAAAGAACUAAAUUUCUUUAUUCAUUGAGAAAUGUGCCGUCACCAGUGGCCCUGCCAUUAAUUGGAAACGCCGUACAGCUGAAUUGUAGCCUGGAAGAGUUUUUUCGGAAACUCCUCGAGUGGGGUAAACAAUUUGGUGACAUCUAUUUACUGUGGGUUGGACCCAGACCUUUUGUUUUCGUUUACCGGGUCGAAGAUGUUCAGCCAUUAUUGAGUAGCAGUAUUCACAUUGACAAGAGUUUGGAGUAUUCUUAUCUGAAACCCUGGCUUGGUUAUGGCCUUGUCACGAGUACUGGAACACAUUGGCAAACAUUACGAAAAUUACUUACACCGACAUUUCAUAACGAAUUACAGCAACAGUAUUUGAAAUCGGUUGUACGUGAAACAACAACUCUGAUUUCUUCGCUAAAAGCUGAAGCUAAUAAUGUAUUUGAUGUUGUACCUUACGCUAAACGUGCUGCGUUGGAUAUAGUUUGUGAAACGACCAUGGGAUAUCAUCUUAACUCACAAGUUAAUUUUGAAGAUGACUAUGUUUCGUCAGUUGAGAAAAUGACGUCAAUUAUCCAAAUGAGGUUUACAAAUAUUUGGAUGGCUAAUGAUACGAUAUUCAAUUUAACUUCACUCGGCAAAGAACAUGACAAAGCAUUGAAAACAAUUCACAACUUUGUUGACAAUAUAAUAUUGAAACGGCAAAUUCAAUGGAAAACUAAUCGUGAUAGUAAUUUCAAUCAACCGAUUAAUAAUAAAAAAGCUCUCCUUGAUUUGCUGCUCGAUUAUGCAGAAAAAAAAAAUAAUGUCGGUCUGACAGAUUCGGACAUACGAGAUCAAGUGAACACUUUUAUAUUUGCCGGACAUGAUACUGCUGCGAUGAGUAUUUCUUGGAUUUUGUAUGCAUUGGGUCGUCAUCCAGAGUAUCAGCAAAAAAUAAUUGAUGAGUUCGAAGCAAUUAUUGGCGACAAUGAAUUAACGAUGGACAAUUUAAAUAAAUUAGCAUGGCUGGAAGCGUGCAUCAAAGAAACUUGGCGGUUGUACCCAGUGGCGCCCUUAAUAGCUCGCCAAAUUUAUAAUCCUAUUAAAUUAAUGAAUCAUAACAUACCAGUUGGAUCAACGGUAUUAAUAAACUUAUUCAUGCUUCACCGAGAUCCAAGAUAUUUUCCAAACCCUGAAGCAUACCAACCAGAACGGUUUCUAUCAAAUACUCCAAAACCACCUCCAUUCGCAUACAUUCCAUUCAGUGCAGGAUCACGGAACUGUAUCGGAUGGAAAUUUGCUACUAUGGUAGUCAAAGCAUCUAUUUUGUCGAUACUACGUGCUUAUAAAAUUGAAUCCGUGGAUAGUUCGGAUCAACUUCGAUUAAUUUCUUCGAUAGUUCUUAUCAAUAAGUAUGGAAUACGUAUUAAAAUUUCACCAAGACAAAAUGAUAGUACGUCAACCGUGAUAUCUGAAAGUGAUAUUAAAACGAAAGAGGAUUAAAUUUAUUUUAUUAAAUUACCAUAAGUAUAAUAUUUAUAUUGUUAAUUUAUAAGUAAAUCGGAGUAUUAAUUUUUGUUUUAUUGUUACUGUACCAAUUUUUAAAUUUCUUAAUUAUUAAGUGCUUAAUAUAUUAAAAAAAUUUAAUUUUACACUCAGUGAUGAACUGCAUAAUAGAUAAUUAUAUAAAUAAAUUAAUAGCAC